GCGGCCUCAUCUAAGGACGGAGGCUCCAAGGUUGAUUGGGGUCCGGUCCACUGGAGAUCUGCUGACUCAGCGGACCCGCUUCUUCCGGAAGAUUAAAUUUGCAUGCCGAUCGGCAUAUUACUCCGUAUCAAUGCGCGCUGGGCAAUAUUUCUGCCAUUGCCGUUCGAUAUACCAUACCCAUCGCCAUGUUUGCACGUUGCUUUUUAAGUUCAGUCUACAGAACGCCUCGAAUAACGCCGGUCUUCUCACGAUUCGAACCUACUUUUCAUUCAUGUCCUACGAGAUCCACUCAAUGGAGGAAAGAGUUUUUCUCGUCUAAAAUUGACCUCCAGCAUGCUAAAUCGGAGACACCACCAGAGCCUGAACCCGCCGCCAAUGUGACAAGAAAAGCCAAACGGAAGCCUUCCAGGUCACCAGGUGCCAAAAUAUCGCUACGGCGUGUUGCUGUCGAAGCACAGCGAUCAAAGGAUGGGAUGCGCCAGAAAACUCAGACAGCUGAUGAAGAUCUAGCAAAAUCCAAGACUGUGACAGCCUACGCUGUAGCGGAGACAUUUAAUCUGGCCAAGGUCGUUCAAAUCCUCCUAGCCAAAGGAUACGAACCGGACCCUUUCAAAACAGAUUUGUAUCCUCAUGUUGUCCAUGUGCAAGUACCGCUAGACUCUCUCCGGAGGACAUCCAGUCCGUCAGCCUCUAAUCUCCCGCCGGACGAGGCUGGUGAUAUAUUCAUAUUUCCUUCCGGCACUGUUGUGGCUUGGGCACUCCCUGAUAGCUUUACUUCCUAUCUAGCUACAUCUGUGCUUCUCUCGGCCGCAGAAAAUCCGCACGUCAAUUCUAUGGAAACAGAAGAUCUGGACUAUAUCGAAGACCCCAAUAGGGAAUACAGUACUAUCAAGGGCGAUACGAUAACUCUCGGCACAAAAAUUAGCCCAGAUAACCGUGAUUUGCGGGCUGAAGGCAAGGAAGGUGUGGAUAAUGUUUUAACUAAAAUUGCCUUUUCAUCUGGGCUUGCACGGAGCACCAAGUUGGCUGUUCUAGAAACGCUCCUUUCGAACUACUUUGAAUCAACCCGCAACAUCCCAACCCUCCUUUCUAAAGGUACUCGCCUACCAUUUACCCGGCGUUUCGUACUGCAGAAAACUGGACAGCUCCUUAGCGUGAGGGCCCAGUUGAACCUAUACUCUGAGCUCACAGACUCACUGCCAGAUAUUUUCUGGGAUAGUCGCCACGAACUUGGUCUGGAGGGAUACUAUGACCAGGUUGGAAGAGCCCUGGACGUAGGGAUCCGAAUUAGAGUACUUAAUGAAAAGAUGGAUUACGCGCAAGAGAUUGCAAGCGUCCUCCGCGAACGGCUAAGUGAAACUCACGGUUUACGACUUGAGUGGAUUAUCAUUGCGCUCAUUGCUGUUGAAGUGGGAUUUGAAGUUCUGAGACUAUGGAAAGAAAAAAGGCAGCAUGAGCUCGAAACUAUGGAGCUGACGGAACAAACUAGCCGGUGAAUUGUAAGGGGUAGCAAAGUUUUAGCUCAAUUUUGCAUGGUAGGCGUUUUAUGGAUGGAGAUCUCCUUUGUUUCAAUGAUACCACUCCACAUUUUUGCAUCUCAUUCACUUUUCUUUUGGAUAUAACGGAAUGGAGGUGACCAGUUGGGGAUCUGUGGGGCAGUGGAUGACUAUGGCGGUGGAACGAACACAUUACUUGUAUAUUUCUACCUCUAUGCAAAAUCCCAGCGUGAGGGGAGCGCUAGUCUUACUCAAAGAUUUGAAUUCUUUCGCUGUCCGGCGCCUUGUUUCUCACCGGUGUUGCGACUUGAUCCCAGCACCAGCCCUAACUGUGUCGCAAGAGCAACUAUCUCACCCGCCUCAUCCAGCACUAUCACCUCAAUGUCUGUCCUUCCAUUGCGAACGGAUUUUGUCGCGAUUCGGCUGUAAAGCCACUCCACUCCACCCUUGGGAAGAGGUUUCUUGAAAUCUAUAUUCAAUGCAAUAGUGGGAAACCAGUACGGCGGCGGGCUUCCCAUCUCCUUUGCAGUAGCAUAUUCUAAAUUUUCCAAAACCACAGGGAAAAUAUCGACCAAGUAUGCAACGGCUUCGUUGGUCCACCUUCCUAAUCCACCUUUCGGUCCAAGAGGUCGCAGCCUACCCCAUUGAUCUACAAUCCCUCGUCGUUCAUCUAGUCGGGGAUCUACCGGUUCCCAGAAUUCUGAGUUGUUCGUUGCUCGUCGAAAGUCUGGGUCUCUCAUUAUCGUUUUCUUCCAAGGACUGUUUGGAACAGGAUGUCCAUCACGAAGUUGCGGUGGCUUGGAGUCUGGGGGCGGGGGAUAUAGCGUCCAGCUACAAGGGGUGGAUACACCUACUUCUGAUAUUGGAUCAGAGAUUGUGAUGUAUCCAGUCACCUUCUCAAUAUAUUUCUCAGUUUCACAUCGCGCACUGCCAAUAAAGCAGAUCCUAUAGCUGACCGCCGGAUGAAGGUCAAUUGCAUACUGAUUGGCAUCGGCUGGGAGGAGUGUCGGGUUGGAUGUGUGUUUUGGAAGUGGGUUGUUGCAAGCCGGUAGAGAAUCGCAGUUAGAUACCCUCCAUUAGGAGCUACAAAAAAGCUCAGUUAGCUGUAGUCCUAAUUUAUCUUUAUUUUUGACACCAAGUAGGCUUAUGGUAUAAUCUGUAUAUAACUCAAUUUCGAGAUUCGUGCUUGGGGAGACAUACCGCUCCCAACAGACCACUGCGUAACCAAAUCCGCCGAGUAGGUAUGCGAGGAUAAGGGCGUAAUCUUG
Messenger RNA from Blastomyces gilchristii SLH14081, 2764 nucleotides. RefSeq names its product YagE family protein. The coding region runs from base 186 to 1496 and encodes 436 amino acids. The transcript is spliced from 3 exons. Gene Ontology annotation, biological process: positive regulation of mitochondrial translation. The record is from RefSeq and is a predicted model, not a curated record. NCBI's taxonomy places the organism in Eukaryota, Fungi, Ascomycota, Eurotiomycetes, Onygenales, Ajellomycetaceae.